This is a messenger RNA of Ylistrum balloti, 10118 nucleotides long. RefSeq names its product C-myc promoter-binding protein-like. Gene Ontology annotation, biological process: regulation of Rab protein signal transduction. Gene Ontology annotation, molecular function: protein binding. The record is from RefSeq and is a predicted model, not a curated record. Bases 279 to 6254 code for a protein of 1991 amino acids. The transcript has 37 exons. Gene Ontology annotation, cellular component: ESCRT I complex; cytoplasmic vesicle. Lineage: Eukaryota; Metazoa; Mollusca; Bivalvia; Pectinida; Pectinidae.
AAACCUUGUAAAUAUCCACAAAAUCAAGAAAUUCUAACUAUGCUGUUGAAGACAAGAGGACACAAUGGUUGAGCCACGUAGGACCAAAGUUUCUUCUAUUGGCUGAUGACUUGUGAUGUAGUUGUUUCUACUGAGGAUAUUAAAAUUAGCACAGGAUGUGAGAAGUUAGCUCUGUCUAAAGCUUUAACAGAUAAAACCAAAAUAAUUGUCUACUAUUGGGGUUGAGCAUGACUUACCUACCCUAGGAUACACUGAACACUGGAGAAGAAGUACAAAUAAUGGACGAGCGUCGAGUUGCAGACUACUUCAUCGUAGCUGGUUUACCGGAGAACCCGUUGCCCCUGGAGGAGUAUGCAAAUGAAGCGGUCAUAAAACCAACCUACAAACAGGAUCCUAUCACAGACAUCAGCGUUAUCAACAAGACACUAGGAGAAAAAGUUCCUAAAGGAUUUACCUGUCUCGAGAGAACAGUUGACGGGUUUCCUGCCGAUCUCAACCAUGGCAGUUUGCGAUGUGCAGAAAUGUAUCUGUGUUUCCGCAGGAGUAGAGACAAAACACCUCUUACAGAUGUAGGUGUUCUGUAUGAGGGGAAAGAGCGUCUAAUGUCUGAAUGCGAAGUGGUACAUACAACACCAUUUGGAAGCCCAGCCAAUGUCAACAACAGUAGUAAUGGUCGUACCUACAUCACAUAUCGCAGGGCAAAGGAAACAGCUGCCAGUGACACUCUGGCUGUUGUGGAUAUCUGUGUUGUACUCACCAACAAGGGAGAAAAACAACCUCAUGCUUAUCACAGAAUCGAGAAGAAUCUUAACAGAGGAAUGGUGGGAUCUGAUGUCUUCCUCUGUUACAAAAAGGCAAUGACUAAGAUGGAUGUUCUGGCCUAUCAGCCAGCCUGUUUGGAUCGGUACCCGAGAGAGGACUAUUUGAGUUUCCCACUGCCAGAGUCAGUUCCUCUAUUCUGUCUACCCAUGGGGGCCUCCAUAGAGUGUUGGUCUGCGAAAGCCCAACAUCCUCUGCCAGUUUUCUCCACAUUUGUACUGACAGGGUCAGCUGGUGAACAGCUUUAUGGUGCUGCUGUAACAUUCUAUGAAGAAUUUCCAGAAGAAAGACUCACAGAUCUUCAAAAACGCCAUCUUGGACUUAAGAACAAACACAUUCGGGAACAGUACCGCAUCCUGAAAACUGUACAUGCUCACAAAAGUAUCUGCUUGCUUUCCCAUUGGCCCUUCUUUGAUGCUUUCCGCAAGUUCCUGAUAUAUCUGUACCGCAUUUCCAUCACGGGACCCCACUCUGUGCCCCUGGAGAGACAUAUUUCCCACUUCAUGUAUGAUGUUCCGUACCCUUCUCCUCAGAGGCCUCGCAUUCUGGUCCAGCUGAAUCACGAGGCCCUGUGUUUGUCUAUGCCUGAGGAUUCACCAUUACCACAGACUGGUGCUUCGUAUAUUACUAUGCUGAAGAACCUGGGACCUGAAAAAUGUAUGGACCUACUACUACAUGUCUUGUUGGAGCAAAAGAUCCUCUUCCAUUCCUUACGGCCAGCAGUUCUCACCGCUGUGGCAGAGUCGGUGGCUAAUAUACUGUUUCCCCUACACUGGCAGUGUGCCUACAUUCCUUUGUGUCCACUGGGACUCUCCUAUGUCCUUAGUGCACCAGUUCCAUUUAUUGUCGGUGUGGACACUCGUUACUUUGACCUUUACGACCCGCCACCUGAGGUGAUCUGUGUUGAUCUAGACACAGUGGCGAUAUUUCUUCCUGAUGACAAAAAGAACACUUCUCAUAAACAGUUCCCCAAGAAAGCUGUCCGAGUCUUACAUAACACUCUGUACCGACUGUAUGAUGAGCUGUGUGCCCAGCGUUCACACACACACAACAUAGAUGAAAUCUCACUUGAGAUGGCACCCAUUGAUCAUGACUUCAAACGCAAACGAAGGGAGACGCUCAUGGAACUACAGAUUCAGGAAGCUUUUCUGCGUUUCAUGGCCUGCCUCCUAAAGGGAUACAAGCAAUUCCUAAAACCUAUCACCCGUGCUCCUACUCAAAGUACCACAGACACAACAUCUCUUUUCGACAUGCAAGGGUUUUUAAAGAGUAGAGACAAAGCUAAUAUGAAGUUCUACAGUCAGCUUACUAAAACUCAGACUUUCAUCCGAUUCAUUGAGGAGCGAUCUUUCGUGUCAGACAAAGAUGCUAGUCUUGCCUUCUUCGAUGAAUGUACAGAAAAGGUCGAUGAAACUAAAGAAGAACCGAAACUCAUAGAAGUUGAUGAUUCCCAAAACAGUGAGAGAACUGUGUUUAUCCUGCCCCCAGAACCUGUGGGACUUCCUGAGGGUGUCAAAUACAGCUAUAACGGAUUCCCAGAACUGAAGCACGAGUUGUUUAUGAAGAAAAAUGUAUCAGAGUUAUCUCUCCCAACAAAAGGUCCCAUCUGUCCUAACAGUCCCAUUUCGAGGCGCACUAAACAGGAAGUGAGGACAGCACAAAAGAAUGCUGUACAAAACUCGACUGAUCCUAUGUUGUGGGCAAAGUGUCUACUGAGUCACUGCUACAGUCUCUGGUUUAUCCACCUGCCUGCAUACGUGGCUGCUAGUCCGUCCAAAAACAAGGCUCUGAAGGCCGCAUAUGAUGUCCUACAGAAGAUGAAGUUAGCUAAACUCCAGCCUCCUGAUGAGGUAUGCUACAGGGUGAUGUUACAGCUUUGUGGCCAGUACAACAUGCCAGUAUUGGCAGUUAAGGUCCAUUCCCAGAUGAAGAUGGCUGGAGUUCACCCCAAUGCUAUAACUUAUGGAUAUUAUAACAAGGCGGUGUUUGAGGGAACCUGGCCAUCUUCUAGAAGUCGCGGAGCUGUACUAUGGAAGAAAGUACGGAAUGUUAUAUUUGGUGUUGCUCAGUUCCGACGUGCCAUACGUCGACGGAGUAUGUCUCUGUGUUCUAAUUCUGGGAGCGACUAUGACCAGAUAAGCAGGACCAGCAUAGACAGCUUCUUGGAGGAUGCUGCAGAAAAGCAACAAAGUAUUAUAAAGUCAGAUAUAGUGGUAACAGACACCAGUGGAACAAUGAAUGAGCCUCCCACAUCCAGUAUAAAUGAGGAGACCAGUUCAGAAAUGGUAUCGGAUCGUGGUUACAAUUCCAUGACUUAUGAUGAAGCUAAGACAAUUGUGCAAAGUGUGUCUGAGAUGACCAUCCAAGAGGAGACAGGAAAAGGAAGAAAGGAGACUAAGUCUGCACUCCGCUUCAGUUUGCCAAGGAAACAUAGUUCAGUUCGAAAUUCAGGAAAGAAAGAACUUGACUUUCAAGCCAGUGAUGCAGACCCAGUUGUAUUUCGAACUCGAGUUGGAAGCAUUGUACGAAAAUCCCUGGGCAGUAUUGGAAGUAUUGGUAGCCACGAAACAUUAAAAGGCAGUUUGAUGAGUUUAUCAUCUACUGGAUUAAUUAUGGUGAAUGAAAACAUCCAACCUAAUGAAUUUCAAAGGCAGUUAUCCCUUGACAAUAACAAUGGGAAGAGGAAGCGUCACAAGAGUGCUGGUGACUAUAACAAGCCUCGAUCUCAGAGUGUGAGUGAAAAUUGGCGUCCACGACAUGUGAGUGGUGAGGAUCGCCUUUUCCUCAAAUUCAGUGAGCGGAAGAACAGUGAAGAUGAUAUAUUCGAGGUGGACUUGGAAAAACCCGAGGAUAGUGCUCUGUCUGAUGAAAUGAGGACUAGUGAUGACACUAAGGAUAGUGGGGUGGUGUUAGAUGAGUGUCGAGUACAGCUCAGUGACAACAGUGAUACUCAGACUACUUCAUCUAGGCCUAUGUCUAUCCCUAUAGACAUGAAAUCGUCUUCCAUGUCUAAUUCGGUCAGUGCACCGGAGACAAUGGACCCGUCCCCAGCAAUACAUUCCAUAGGAACCCCUGUAACCACAAACGACCCCUUGGGCUUGUUUAUGGACGUCCCUUCAGAUAUACCUACUUCUGAUUCUGUGUCCAAGUUUUCCAGUGAGACUAACGUGACGUAUUCCCAUUGUAUCUCACCACCAUAUGAGAUUCACACACGGCCAGAAUCUAGUGAUCAGUUUGAUUUUCAUGAACCUGUUUCAAAUUCUGGCAACCAUGCUCAAGAGUGCAAUAUUGGUGCUGAGGUGACAAGGACUAGAACAAACAGUGAUAAUAGGAAAGUGUUUAAUCUGGGAUCAGCACAAAGCCUAGACACAGUCAGUGUCACAAGUACUGGCUCCCAGCCUCUCUCUCCAGUGGAUAAAAUCGGAAAGAGACUGAUGGAUAUUGGAAGAACAAAUAGUUCUCCAGGAUCGUUGGAAAACACAGAGAAAUCUGGGCGUGGGUUUUGGCCGGUAAAAGGUUAUUUGCAGUCUUUAUCUUCUUCUUUAAAAAAAUCUAAUGAUUCCUUGGACGAGAAACCAGAAACUAGUCCAGUAGCGACUCCAGAAGCUCAGGGGCCACGAAAAGUAGGAAGCUUUCGAAAGCAUAAUGAACGUUUGAGUGGUGCUUUAAAGAUGGGAUUUGGAGCUCUAGCAAACAAAUUUAGUGAGAUCAAACAGACAAUGAGUACCCCAACAAAGACGGGGUCAAACACAUCACUGUCACACACUGGGGAUUGUGAUAGCAUCAACAGUGAGGAGAGUAACCACAAGGGGGGGCUGGAGGUACCUGCAAGAAAGUCAGCCAUGGGAUCAGACAGAGAUCUACGGCGGGGCGAGACGCAUGAAGAGUCUAAAGAUAAUACCUCUGCAUUGCCUGUUGGAAGUUUCCUGCCUUCUUCAUCAUUUAUGGAGCAGUAUAUCCCCCUGAAGGAAUUUGGAGAGCAUAAGUCUGUGCAUUUCGCUAGUCUGGCUCCUUCACUGAAUGACAUCGCCAUCGAGACAGAAAUCAGCAGCUGUUGUCGCUGUACACGGUGCAAGUCACUGUUGUAUGAUGAGGAAAUCAUGAGUGGAUGGUUGGCAGAUGACUCCAAUCUAAACACAGUGUGUGUCUUUUGUCAGACAAAGCUUGUCCCUAGGUUACAGAUUUAUGUCAAGGACUGGCGAGAUCACUGUCAUAAUACAAAUAUUGAUGAUUUGGAUGUUACUGACCUGGAAGACAGAGUUGAAGAACAUCACCUGCAGGUCGGAGACCACGAUCGUGACUCUGUGUCAGAGAAUUCAACCAACGAUCCGUGGGUCCUACAGGACACCUCAUCAAUGAGUAGUAUGGACAAUAACAACUUCUUUUUCCCUGGAGAAGACAGUCUGGAUGGUGAUGGUCAUACCAGUCCUGUUACACCUCACCGCUCAGCACGCAAGGAUGCUCACCUUGCCGAAGCUGCACGCUGCUCAAGUCCAUCAGGUAUCAGUGGUAGUUCAGAGUUCAAUGUGACCACGCGGCGACGCUGUACAAGUGAAUGCCUCACCAGUGCUACAGAUGUGAUGUUUGGUACUUCAUUUGACUCUAUGGAUAACUACCAGAACCAGUUUGUACGCUCUCCGCUCAACAUUUCUAUAGAGGAAGACAAUGAGCUACCAACACGACCUUCAGAUCUACCGGAGAUGAAAAAGGAUUUCAUGGAGAGGGGUACAACAUCUAUGGAUCCUAUUACUGUUCCCUAUCUUAGCCCUCUGGUACUGCGAAAAGAACUAGAGAACAUUCUCAACAGUGAGGGCGACAUGUCUCUCAGCGUAGACGUCUUCCUGGAUGAACAUCCCAUAAUAUUCUGGAACCUGGUUUGGUACUUUAAGCGAAUUGAAGUACCAAGUCACAUGCCUGGAUUGUUGUUAACAGCUAAAUCUACAAAUCCAAAACCGGUUAAGUCUACAGCUGUGUACACAAGUCAGCAUGUGCUAAUACGACCACUAUGGGACAAUAUUCGUAUUCAUGAUGAGGUUGGACUCCCUAUGUACAAACUCUGGAAUGAAGGUCACAGUUCGCAUACUGUAGAUGCCUUGAUUACAGAACAGCAGCCAUUUAACAGAGCAACACUCCAUCAGAUAAUUACCAGUAUUCAGUGUAAUGACGUCCUAUCACCUAUCAAAAUGAUAGGUAAUUGUCGCCGGCGUCACAGGUUGAGAAAACCCAAAUACAGAAGUUUGUACCGUGAUAUGUUGUUUCUGGCCUUCACAGCAUGUGGCAGAGAAAAUAUAGAUCAUGAUGCAUUUGAUAGAGAAUACAGACAAGCCUUUAACAGAUUAUUAGGAAUGGAGGUUAAACGUUUACAGCGCAAUGAUCGUCCAAGAAAGACAAAGGUUAUUUGGUGUCGCAAGGUGUUCGGGGAAUUAGAAGUGUAACAUCUGUGGAAGGACACUGUUUAAACUACAGGUACCUCAUCUCAAUACUCCAGGUGUAUCAAUCACUUUCAUUCUCCUACCCCUGGAACAUUUUCUGGCAAAGUUGAAGGUUCUGUGUGUAAGAAGACUAGUUUGAUCCUUUGAUGUACAUCAAACGGACCUUGAGGUUGUGUAAUGGUAUGUUUGACUACCUUUGAAGUUGGGUGUCACUCCUUUGGUAGUUUUUCGGAGACAAAGUCUCAUGGUGACCAAUCACCUUUAUCUGGCCUCGUGGAUCUGUAAGUGAUUUAAUAUUUUCGACUUCUUCUCAAAAAACCCUGAUCCAAUUUCAAUGAAAUCUUCAUGAACCAAAAAUUAUGAGUUAUAUAGUGCCCACCUUUCAGGGGCCUGAGAGGUGGGGCCAAAAAUGGUCAAAUUGACUCAGAUAUGGUACAAUCAAAUACUCUUCUUGAAUGGAAGCAUCUUGAGGUGCAUUACCAAAAUUAUGAAUUUCAUGGCCCCAGGGUCUCACAUUUCCCCGUGGGGAGGGGGUAAAAUGGACUGUAUUUUAUAUAGGAAAAAUAUAUUUUUUUGCAUAAUUUGUUUAAUUUUGUGGUUAGAAUUAUGAGUGAAGGAUAACGCCUUGAUUGUAUGUGCAUAUUGAUCCUGACUGACCCCUAGGGGCUGAUAGGUGGGGCAAAAAGGGGUCAAAUUGACUUAAAUUUCAAAGAUCUUUUACUCAACACCCAGAUAUAGUAGAAUCAAAUGCUUACAGCUACAAAUUCCCUGGUUUAUGAAUACAAUUUGACCAUGACAAGUGAAACAUGAAAUUCAGAAAUACUCGAAAUUUUAGUACAAUAUUUGUAUUAAGCUGUAAUUGUCAUAAAUAAUUGUGAACCAUUCACAAAGUUGAGCGAAUCAUUUAAUUCAGCAUUGGGAUGGGAUUUGUUGUUAAAUAUUUUUGAGGACCAGUCCCUAAUGUAAACAAGAUUGUUUUCGUUUAAUUUUGUGAUUAUUAAUAUUAUAGAAUAGUCAGCGUAAAUAAUAUAUCACUUAAAAGUGGAUGUUAUCGGAGUGUCUCCCUGACAAUAAAAAGAAACCUUAGACUGCUUAAAUAUUUUGAUAUCGGCAUAUACCUUUUGUGGCCAUCUGCAUCCUCCAUAUUGAAAAGACAUUUCCUUAACAGGAACACAGCAGUGAUAUCAGCCUGUGAUUGGUCAGUUUUUUUUCUUCUCCUGAAACCAGCUCUAGACCAGUCAAGUAAGGUCUCUAGAGCCUUCAAUUUUGCCAUAAAAUGUUCCGGGGUUCAGACAGUUAUAGUGAGCAAGGAUGCAGAUACCUGGAUUUCUGUGAAGGACAAGUGGUACAAGUUUUUACCUUUCUUUCGUCAGUGACAGUAAAUGGUAGGUGUCUGAUGACAAAACCCAUCCUGAUGAAGACAGGUUUGACAUUCAAGGAUCACCAGAAAUAUACUGUAUGUACAUACAGGAAAGUGCAAUGCCAAAUUUCUAUUUUGUGACAGUUUUGUGUUGUAAGUAAACAGUAGUGGCUUUUCUUUUCGGGACAUAAGUUUUUCUAUGCUUUAUGAAAGUUUAUAAGAGAGUGUGGCUGUGCUUAAAAAUCUUAAUUUAUUCCAUUCAUUAUUAUAUUUAAGCCUAUUGUUAAUUGUAGGAAUCCAAAUUUUGUUUCUCUUUAUUUGUCCUUUGAAAAAUGAUGUGAUGUUUCCCACAGGAUAUUUCUGUUUAGCCAUUGUAGGAACAGUGGCUUAACGAAAACAUUACCAAAAGUAAAUCUGAAUUUCUAUAUUUGUAGCUUAGGUAAAAAUCAAAUUGAACAUACUUGGGAGAGUGAGAAUUUCAAGGCUUAGAUGGCCAUGUAGAUUUAGAAAUCAUGGAUUAACUUCUCGCCGUAUUGUGAAUCACUAUUUUUUUAAAUUACCUAUUUACAGAAUUACCUUGACAAGGAUUUGAUUGGGUUCUGGUGUUAACAUAAACAUCAUUCCUGAUCAGUCACAAGUUUCUUUAGUUUGGUCGGUUAUUAAAGAUUCCCAGAUCCUGAUUGCUAUAUACAAUUCCUCUUUACUACCAUCUCCCAUCAGAAUAGAAGGUUUGUGGUUAGUCAUCUGAUUGGUUCCAGGAAAAUCUCUUGUAUUGCGAAUAUGAUACUUCACUUUGUAGCUGAUCGAGAUGAUAUACCCUAACUAAAGCUAGUUGACCUUUCAAGCUGCAGCGUAGUUCCGUUUGUCUUUAUCAAAGAGAUCACCAGUAUUCCAACAUUCCUAGAUUUAUCAGCUAAUAUCAUCUACAUAGUGACGUUAACAGAAUCCUUAGUCUUGUCAUUAUCCAAGAGCAUUGAUCAAGAACAGAACUUAGGAUGACCAAUGUUAUUAGUGUUUUGGCUGUUGUCGUGCAUAGCACAUAAAAUUUUCACUUAAAAUUAUAAAAUAAUUGUUAUCAGUACCACUACUGCUUUUGUAUAUUUAUAGGACUUUACACUCAGAUGACAGUUAUAGGACUCCGCUGUCGGGUGACAGUUAUAGGACUCCAUUGUCAGAUGACAGUUAUAGGACUCUGCUGUCAGAUGACAGUUAUAGGACUCCGCUGUCAGAUGACAGUUAUAGGACUCCGCUGUCGGGUGACAGUUAUAGGACUCCGGUGUCGGGUGACAGUUAUAGGACUCCACUGUCAGAUGACAGUUAUAGGACUCCGCUGUCAGAUGACAGUUAUAGGACUCCGCUGUCAGAUGACAGUUAUAGGACUCCGCUGUCGGGUGACAGUUAUAGGACUCCAUUGUCAGAUGACAGUUAUAGGACUCCGCUGUCGGAUGACAGUUAUAGGACUUCGCUGUCGGGUGACAGUUAAAGGACUCCGCUGUCGGGUGACAGUUAAAGGACUCCGCUGUCGGGUGACAGUUAUAGGACUCCGGUGUCGGGUGACAGUUAUAGGACUCCACUGUCAGAUGACAGUUAUAGGACUCCGCUGUCAGAUGACAGUUAUAGGACUCCGCUGUCAGAUGACAGUUAUAGGACUCCGCUGUCGGGUGACAGUUAAAGGACUCCGCUGUCGGGUGACAGUUAUAGGACUCCACUGUCGGAUGACAGUUAUAGGACUUUACUGUUAAAUGUUACACAAAGAAGAAUGUAGAUUAUAGCCGGUGGAUUGUUAUUGAAUAGGAUCAGAUUAAAGAGCAACAGAAAUGAGUUACAAGGGGGGACAACUUAUAAACAGCAGACUUCUAAACAGCAGAUUGUUAUAAGGGGAGGUAACUUAUAAACAACAGAAUGUAACUAGGAGGAUAACUCAUAUUACUCAAGUAUUAUAAAUGAAAUUGUAUGUUGUGAAAAAAAUUCAACAAAUAACUGGUAGAAAACAAUGUGAAAAAGGUAGAAAGACAGAGCAUGUGAAAAAACUUCACUUAUGAUAAAGUUCUUAUAACUUUCAUGUGUUCAAUGUUUUUUAAUAUUCUUUAGAUAACAAGACAUCAUUUAUAAAUUCUUGUUUUCUUAUUUGAGGGAGAAAAGUACUUGGGUGUUGAUUGUGAGUGAAAACCUAUGAAUAAUAAAUAUCUUUAAUAAUUAACUUACACAAUGACUGAUUUCACAAGUUUAUUUUAAGUUAAUCUCAGAUACCAUUUUCUAUAAACAUGAUCACACAACAUGUUAUGUGAUGAUGUGUACAGACUGGUACCCUGUGUUUAUAUAGAUGUAUAGGGAUAAUUGAGAAUGAGAGUGUAUGUGAGGAUGAUGGUCUGUAGUAUUGUGUUAUACUGCUGUUUAUAUGUAUAGAAACCUGUUGAGAUCCAGGUAGACAAAGUUUGUGUGAAUUAUCGAUAAUGUUUUAAAUAAUUAAGAGAUGAUUGAAUUGUACAUUAAAACAUUACAUUGUA